Chaetomium globosum CBS 148.51 is the source of this 933-nucleotide messenger RNA. RefSeq lists its product as uncharacterized. The record is from RefSeq and is a predicted model, not a curated record. Bases 1 to 933 code for a protein of 310 amino acids. Lineage: Eukaryota; Fungi; Ascomycota; Sordariomycetes; Sordariales; Chaetomiaceae. The transcript has a single exon.
AUGGCCGUCCUCUCCGCCAUCCACGGCAUCAGCUCCGUGAUCCUCUCCAACCUCUUCGUCACCCUCCCCCUCCCCCAAGCCCACCCCGACCUCGCCAACCAAACCAUCAUCGUCACCGGCGCCAACACGGGCCUCGGCCUCGAAACAAGCCGCCACCUGCUCCGCCUCGGCGUGCACAAACUGAUCAUGGCGGUCCGCAACCCCGAAAAAGGCGCCGCCGCCCGUGACAACCUCCUGCUCAGCACCUCCCGCCCCGCCUCCACCAUCGAAAUCUGGCCCCUCGACAUGGCCGACCCCACCUCCAUCCUCUCCUUCACCCAGCGCGCCGCGCGCGAACUCCCGCGCCUCGACGGCGUGCUCGCCAACGCCGGCCUCAUGACGCAGCACUUCACCCUGACCGCCCACCACGAACAGACCCUCACCGUCAACGUCCUCCACACCUUCCUCCUCUGCCUCCUCCUCCUGCCCACCAUGCGCGCCAGCACCCGCGAGACCGGCUACCCCUGCCGCUUCGCCAUCCCCAACAGCGGGCUGCACUACGUCGCGCCGCUGGGCGAGCUGGCGACCACCCCCGACGGUGAGUCCCUCCUGCAGCGGCUGGACGACCCCGCGCGCGCCGACAUGGCCGGCCGCUAUCCGCUCAGCAAGGUGCUCGUGCUGUGGGGGGUGCGGGAGCUGGCGGCGCGGCUGGGGGGCGGCGCCGAGAACAAGGGUAAGGAGGGCGGGGUGGAGGUGAUCAUCAACACGCCCAACCCGAGCUAUUGCGUGUCGAGUCUGGGGAAGGAGGGGGACGGGCCCGGGGUGGGGAUGCGCGUGGCCGAGAAGCUGCUGGCGCGUACGACGGAGGAGGGCAGUCGGGCGCUGUUUCAUGGCUUGGUGGCUGGGGUGGAGAGCCAGGGGCAGUAUUUGACGAAUUGUCAUGUGCAAACGUGA